AUGGCUUCCACUCAAGUCACAGACCCCACCUCAGCCUGUUCUCCCUCCACGACGAGUCCCGAACGAGAACGACUCGAAGCACGAACGAUGCCUGCCCCACCUCCGUUCCUCUUUGACCUGCCGACCCAAGGCAGCGACGUAUUGAACAGGUUGCACGCCUUCUUGCCUCAGAUCAGGGACGCCAAUAUGCGCUUGGAGCAACAACAGAAGGAUGGGACGAGCUUGAGUGCGCGUGAUGGAGACGAGCGAGCUGGCCUGGUCGACGGGGACGAGGAUCACGAAGAGCAGGAGGAAGUGGUCAUGUUGGAAGAGAUCGAAUCGAGUGAUAGUAGUGACAGCGACGACAACGACAGUGACGACGAUGACGAAGACGAAGACGACAGCGACGAGCACCAAGAAGUCGGUCAAAACUCCAAGAUGGGUGUCGGACAAGCCGGCGACGAAGACCCGGCCAUGGCACAACCUCGACGGUCAGCAGCAUCGGGGCUUUCGCAUCUACUCGACAUCCAAGGCAACUCGUCCAGCGCGGAUUCGUCUGAUCGGCCAACGAAAGCGCUGCCGAGUACCAAGGGCAAGAUCACGCUCAUCCAAGAGAUUGAUCUUACAUGA
Molecule: messenger RNA, 609 nt
Organism: Microbotryum saponariae
Lineage: Eukaryota; Fungi; Basidiomycota; Microbotryomycetes; Microbotryales; Microbotryaceae
Source: the annotation of a GenBank genome assembly